UUUAUGGAACAGCUGUUACGUCCAAUUCCCAAGUCAGCUGUCCAAAACUAUUUUAUUCUAGGGAUGGCACCGAACCUCGAUAUCGAUAACCACCUGUCGCCCUUUGUUUACUUGUUUUCGUUCUGGCCAAAUAGAAAGUUGGCUUAAAAGCUCGUCAUGGCCCAGAUUAGUAGAUAACCGCAGUUGAAACCAUGAAUCUGAGUGUCCGAGCAAUUUUGGCCAUAGGAGGGGUUUUUCUGGGAUGCUGCAGUGGCGUCGUCUUCCUGGAAAUGCUGGUAAAGCUGGAUCCCGGUGCUGGAAACCUGGUAACCGCGGCCCAGUUUGCUUUUAUUGCCCUGGAGGGCUUUGUAUUUACCUCGAAAUUCGGUUUGGCCAAGCGAGUCAUCAGCUUGAAGGACUAUGGACUGUUGGUGCUGAUGUUCUUCAUUACAAGUGUGUGCAACAAUUACGUUUUUGAGUUCAACGUUCCCAUGACGCUGCAUAUGAUUAUUCGGGGAGGCUCCCUGAUAUCUAACAUGUGCCUGGGAACGCUGAUUCUGAAGCGGAGCUACAGGAUCAGCCAGUACAUAGCAGUGGUCAUGAUCAGCGUUGGAAUUUUCAUCUGCACCUACUUCUCAAGCCGGGAUGUGGCUGGGAAGAGGGAGCAUGCAACGGAGGCGGACUUAUUUUGGUGGCUAGUGGGUGUGGUUCUCUUGGUCGUUGCCCUAUUCAUUUCCUCUUACAUGGGCAUCACCCAGGAGCUGCUAUACCGGAAGCAUGGGAAGUGUGCCAGGGAGGCUUUGUACUACACCCAUCUGCUGCCGCUUCCUGCCUUUUUGCUGAUGCACGAGAAUAUUCGGACGCACUGGCUCCUGGCUUUCGAGAAGGAAUCUUUUCGAUUGCCUGUAUUGGAUCUCGCUGUGCCCCUCAUCAUAGUAUUUUUAGUGGGGAACGUUCUGGCCCAGCACUUGUGCAUCAGCUCCGUGUACACACUGACCACCGAGUGCACUUCCCUCACGGUCACCCUCAUUCUGACCCUUCGGAAGUUCAUCUCGCUGGUGUUUUCCAUAGUUUACUUCAGAAAUCCCUUUACCUUGUACCACUGGCUCGGCACCUUUUUGGUUUUUAUAGGAACGCUUAUGUUUGCGAAUGUGAUUAGAUUACCCCAAAGGGUAAGAAAGGACGACAAACAGGAAUAGACUAGACUGGGAACUUUUUUAAACGUUUUUAAGAAAUUUU
Messenger RNA from Drosophila bipectinata, 1218 nucleotides. RefSeq names its product UDP-xylose and UDP-N-acetylglucosamine transporter. Gene Ontology annotation, biological process: transmembrane transport. The record is from RefSeq and is a predicted model, not a curated record. Gene Ontology annotation, cellular component: endoplasmic reticulum membrane; Golgi membrane. Gene Ontology annotation, molecular function: UDP-xylose transmembrane transporter activity; UDP-N-acetylglucosamine transmembrane transporter activity. Lineage: Eukaryota; Metazoa; Arthropoda; Insecta; Diptera; Drosophilidae.